AUGGACAAUCUGACGUCGCUCAAGGCAGCCUUAGUGCUCGCCUCCAGGACCAGACAAGCCGACCCGUACGAUCUCCGCAACCGACAAGAGUACGUGGAAAAACGAAAGGCUUACAUCGACGCCCUCACCGCCCAGAAAGUAAGAGUGAACGCCGGCAUCGCCGCAUCCCCACCCACAGCCACCGAAAAUGAACGAGCGGCAUUGGAUCUCCUCCUCGCAAAGGAGACCCAAGAAUUUCCUGAACUUCCCCUCACCCCACCCGAACCCGCCGAAGCCCAAGUCAGCAUCCCAUCCUCCGCCACCGACAAUCCUAACAUGCGGAUGCUAAACGCGUUAUGGGCGUACCAGCCAGAGGAUGCCGUCAUCCUCGACACGAAGGCAGUGGGCAUCGACAUUGUGCCCGAAUACUUGAACGACGACAAAGUGUCUCCGGAAGCGUUCGUUCAAUCGAUCAACGUCCAACAAGCUAUGCGUAAGCUCACGGACGCUCAAGCGGCGAAGCUGGCCCUUAACAAGCUGCAAAAAGGCAUCCCCGGAGAAUGGUCACGGAGUCUCGCCUUCGACGCCGACCCGGCCGUCCACAACUGGCCACUCCUCCGGCAAGCUUUCAACGUCCGUUUCAGACCGGGACCGAGCUACUCGGACAAAGCGGAGAUAGUCCGCAACAUCAAACAAGGCGAUCUCUCUCCCAACGACUUCUGGGAUCGCACGAGCACCAUCUUCGAGCGUACUUGCGACACGCUCAUCAACCUCGCCGAUCGCCAGGACAACAUUAGCUACCGCAAGUGUCGCGAAUACCUUCGCACACUUUUCUUCGUGAUCGGACUAGAGAAAAGCAUCUGCGACGCGGUCAUCCAAGCAGGUGCCACCAACAAAACGGAGUUGUUGGAAGCAGCCAACGCGGCGUGGCUGACGCAAGGCCGCAAGCGCAAACUCGACCUUGCCAGCAGCGUCGCCGCCGUACAACUACAAGAGACGACGCAGACGGCAGACGAGGACGUAAACGUCAAUGCCGUCACGACCUACUUCCGGGGCAG
Messenger RNA from Paramuricea clavata, 1037 nucleotides. NCBI's taxonomy places the organism in Eukaryota, Metazoa, Cnidaria, Anthozoa, Malacalcyonacea, Plexauridae. The record is from the annotation of a GenBank genome assembly.